Messenger RNA from Xenopus laevis (African clawed frog), 2542 nucleotides. RefSeq names its product RASD family member 2 S homeolog (gene rasd2.S). Gene Ontology annotation, cellular component: plasma membrane. The record is from RefSeq and is a predicted model, not a curated record. Bases 634 to 1434 code for a protein of 266 amino acids. NCBI's taxonomy places the organism in Eukaryota, Metazoa, Chordata, Amphibia, Anura, Pipidae. Gene Ontology annotation, molecular function: GTP binding; GTPase activity; G-protein beta-subunit binding. The transcript has 3 exons. Gene Ontology annotation, biological process: signal transduction.
UGGAUGGGGCCCAUGUAGGGAGGUAUGGACCUUGGGAAAAAGCCUUUCAGUUCAGGAGACAGAAGAGACACAAGGGUCCUGCUGAAAGCUGUGCACUGUUUCAUGCCUGGGACUCUGUAGAUUGGGUUCCAAGAGAGGCAGACAAAGAGCAAAGCAGCCACUGUUCUCUUACUCAGCAGAGACAACUUGUUUAACCACAGAAAUACUACAGUGCAAAUAAACUCAUCAUAGGAACACAGCCUGAAGUCUACACCAUGGAAUGUCGGGAUUUUUACAGUCUGUGAUAAUCAGUUUUCUGAUCAGAUGAAAGUAUCAAAGCUGCUGCAGUGAUUUCUGCUUCCGAACCUUAUUACGGAUCAAAAUGACAUGUGGAACAUGACUCUGUUUUAAAUAUUAUUUAACCCUGCUUCAUCCACUCUGAAGGACUCGGCACUGAACAUUUUCAGGGAAGAACACAAUACUUACUUGGGUUUCUGUAAGAGCAAACUGUAUAAAUAGACCUGCCUAUGGAGACUGUACUGAGACGUCAGGAUUUUGAGAACAGUGGAAAAGAGCAGAUUUUGGGAGAAGAAAAGGCAGAAUCAGCAGCAAUAGCCUUUGUCUGAGAGUGCGCCACUAGAAAAGGUUGAAGCCAUGAUGAAGACUCUCUCCAGUGGGAACUGCACACUCAGUGUCCCAGCCAAAAACUCUUAUCGGAUGGUUGUCCUCGGGGCAUCCAGAGUUGGCAAGAGUGCCAUCGUUUCACGUUUUUUGAACGGGCGAUUUGAAGACCAGUAUACACCAACCAUUGAGGAUUUCCAUCGCAAGCUGUACAACAUCAGAGGAGACAUGUACCAGCUAGACAUUCUAGAUACAUCUGGAAACCAUCCAUUUCCAGCCAUGAGGAGACUAUCCAUUCUCACAGGUGAUGUAUUCAUACUUGUUUUCAGCCUGGACAACCGGGAUUCCUUUGAUGAAGUAAAGCGGCUUAGAAAGCAAAUUCUGGAAGUAAAGUCUUGUGUCAAAAACAAAACUAAAGAGACGGGUGAAUUCCCUAUGAUGAUUUGUGGCAACAAAAGUGAUUAUGGUGAGCAUCACCGCAAGGUGAGAGCUGAAGAAACAGAGCGUCUGGUGUCUGGAGAUGAAAACUGUGCUUACUUUGAGAUUUCUGCAAAGAAAAAUGUAAAUGUAGACAAAAUGUUCCAAGUCCUGUUUAGCAUGGCAAAGCUGCCCAAUGAAAUGAGCCCAGCCCUCCAUCGGAAAAUCUCCAUGCAGUAUGGGGAUACCUUUCACCAGAAGUCUUUCAGGUUGAGAAGGCUGAAGGAGGUAGAUGCUUAUGGUAUGGUCUCACCUUCAGCUAGACGUCCCAGUGUCAACAGUGACCUUAAGUACAUCAAGUCAAAAGUACUGGGAGAAGGACAAGGACGAGAUAGAGAGAAGUGCACUAUUCAGUAAAGACUCUGCUGUGCUGGGGGCAUCCCAAAGUGCCUUUGCCAUUGAGAGGAAAAAGGAUACCCAGGAUUCCCAGCCCUUCGUUUCUGUAAGGACUGUGAAUGGAGAACAUUCAUUUUGCCUGCUUUGUUCUGAACUUUGUCCUGCUCAGAAGAACAAGAUCCUUAUUCCUUGGUUAACAGCAAUUCAUCUAUAAAUGCCAAAUGAAGACCUCACUUUGAAGCCUUUCUGUAUGUUGGCAGAUCAGUGGAUGGCUAAAGAUGGUGUCAGUUCCAACUGCACAACCCUGCAGUUCCAUUACAAUUCAGAUAUUUAUCAGUUUUCCAAAAAAGAUUUCACAUAUUUAAAACAACUGUACAUUUGGUUAGAGACUUGGUGGUUACAUAUAGAGGACUUCACUGGACUGUUUUCAGUCUUUCAGCCAGGUUUUCCAAAGAAUAAAUGUAGAAUAGUUGAGGUUAUACUUGAAAUAUUCCCCAUUUCUGAGGUAGUGGACCUUAGCAAACACUGACCAUGUAACUUACGCUAUUUUGUUUGGUUGUUUGUGGUUUGCUGCAUGUGAGCCAAUGAACAGCAUUGUUUCUGUGAUUGUGAACUACAACCAUGAAGCUUCUGUACAAAGGAAUAACUAAAGACUUCUUAUGUGCAGUCAUCUAACCCCCACUGUCCUGGGGAACACAUUGCUCUGCACUUGCAGCUGUUAAAGCAGCAGAUGGGAAAUUGGACAGUGGAGUUCAUGAUCAAAAUGUAACUUUUAAGGACAAAAAAACUGAACAACUUAUUUGGAUUUACUGUAAUGAAGGAAAAUGUAUUCAUAGCCCCAUCAUGGCCCCUUUUUUUACUGUGUAAUAGGAUAAACCACCCCAGCAACGUAAUGACAUAAAUCAUUCGUCCAAGACUGAAAUAAAUUGCCAGAUAAAUUCAAACGUUCUAAAAAACAUAAUUCUCAAAUUAAACAAUAUAAGUAAUAUUGAGCCUAGAUAGUUUGUUUGGGACAAUGCAACAAUGGGACCGUGUUUCCUCUUAACCGACAAUAUUUUAGAAUACUUUUGUUCUGGUCAUAUUCUGAUUAAACUGUAUUUUGUUUUUAAUAUAAAGUAUAAUGUGUGUA